AUGUCGCAAGAGCAGCAUGGGGAAUCCGAGGCGCUCACGCGGAAGCAGCUGGCGCUCAGCGAGCAGCGUCAAAAGGACCUUCAGCGUACUGCGGAGGAGCGGCGGGUCGCGCUGGAAGCCCGGAAGGCUGAGGCCGAGGAGGCAAAGAGUCGAAUCGAGGACUUAGAAGCGAAAGCGGAGAAGCUGGAGGCCAAAGUCACCUCGCUGGCGCAGGAGAACCACGAGCUUCGGGAGGCUGGGGCCGCCAGGCCCCGCCGGGGCGCCGAGGUGCAGUCGUUCUCGGGCAACCAUGCCACAGGUGAGGUGGCGCAGCGCUUGGCUCUUGCGGAGGAGAGCUUGAAGGAACAGAAGAAGUUCGAAGAGCUCCUGAAGAACCUGCUGUCGCAGCAUGAGGCAGACCUCAAGAGCUCAAAGGAGGAGAUGCAGAAGAUGGAAAAGACCUUGGCCGAGUUUCAGGAGAAGGAGGAGAGGGCCAAGGAGGCGAAGAAGGUCCAAGAGGCGCUGGAGGCCAAGAUUGAAGAGAUGCACGCCCAGGCACAAGAAGUUCGGCAGCAGCUGCACACCAAAGACCAAGAGCUGGAAGAGGUGAAGAAGGAAUGCGCUGCGAAGGACAAGGAGCUCGCUGGGAAGCUGGAGAAGGUGGAGUUGGAGCGUGCCCAGGAGAGCGACAAUGACGAACGGAAGUGGGAGAAGAGGUACCAGGAGCAGUUGAAUUCCCACGCCGCGGACCUGGACAAGCUGUCGCAGGUGGAGCAACAGCUCAAGGACGACUCCGAGAAACAGCUGCAGAACGCCAAGAAGAUGAAAGUUCUGCUGGAGGCGAAGACCAGGCGAGCCUCAGAGGAGCAGGAGAUCUUCAAAGGUCGACUCGGGGAGGCGGAUCAGACGAAAGUCAAGACCUUGACCGAGGAGAUUCGCGAGUACCGGGACCAGCUGCUGGCGCUGCCCGAGGCGGAGGCUCUGCAGCGCCUGGGCAACGAGCUGCGGGCGGCGAAUCGCCAGCUGGAGCUGAGCCAAACGCAGCUCGAGCAGACCGAAGCAGAGCGAGACCGUCUCGAGGAGGAGGCGCACGCCGCCAACACGCGAGCCAAACAGCUGCAGGAGAAGCUCUCAGCGGAGCAGCGGGAGCUGCUGCGGCUGCAGCGGGGCAGCCGACUGGAGCAGAAGGCCUUGGCCAAGCUGUCGCAGAUGGAGGCACUGGACACGGAGCUCAGGGGCCUGAAAGUGGAGAACCGGUCCCUGCAGGAGCGCCUGGAGGGCAACCGGGAGGCUGCCCAGCACCGGGAGCUGCAGAAGGAGUGGCAGGCGCAGAAGGUGACGCUGACGGAGAAGCUGGAGCAAUUGCAGGAGAGACCUUGA
This is a messenger RNA of Effrenium voratum, 1359 nucleotides long. Lineage: Eukaryota; Dinophyceae; Suessiales; Symbiodiniaceae. The record is from the annotation of a GenBank genome assembly.